Molecule: messenger RNA, 906 nt
Organism: Abrus precatorius (Indian licorice)
Lineage: Eukaryota; Viridiplantae; Streptophyta; Magnoliopsida; Fabales; Fabaceae
Product: WRKY DNA-binding transcription factor 70-like
Biological process (GO): regulation of DNA-templated transcription
Molecular function (GO): sequence-specific DNA binding; DNA-binding transcription factor activity
Source: RefSeq, a predicted model, not a curated record
AUGAGUAUUUUUUUCCCACAAAGUGCCUCAGCCAAGAGGAAGAGGGUCAUCAGAGAGCUUGUUCAGGGUCAGAAGGAUGCUACUCAACUCAAGUUUCUGCUUCAGCAGCUUAUUGGGCCUGAUGGGUCUGUUUCAGCUAUGGAACUUGCGACUAAUGUGUUGAGAUCUUUCGAUGAAACUCUUUCUGUGUUGACUUCUUCUGAAGUUUCUGCUGGUAGUGCUGAUGACGAGGUUGCUCAGAAUCUUGUAGAUUCUGGAGAAGCUGAGGUCGCAGCUUCUAGCAUUGAUCCGAUGUCUGAGGAUUCAAGUGAAAGUCGGAAGAGAUCUUUGCCGGUUGCAAAAGAUCGGAGAGGUUCCUACAAAAGAAGGAAGACUGAACAGACACGGACCAUAGUCUCCCAAACAACUGAUGAUAACUAUGCAUGGAGAAAGUACGGUCAGAAGGAGAUUCUAAAUUCUCAAUUUCCCAGGAGUUACUUCAGGUGCACUCGUAAGUAUGAUCAAGGUUGCCAAGCAACCAAACAGGUGCAACGGACACAAGAGAAUCCUGAUAUGUAUCAUAUCACGUACAUUGGCUUUCACACAUGCAAAGACACCCUCAAGGGUCCACAAAUGGUGGCAUAUUCUGAUACUUGGGACUCAUUUCUUGUGAAUUCCCAUCCUGAUUCAAACGUGCCAAAUGAAGAGGAUUCCCCUAUUAUCUCAAAAAGCCCAAACAUAAAACGAGAAAAUCCCAAUGAUGACACACUUAGUGAUCUUACAGAUGCUAACCUGUGGUCUGAUUUGAAGGAUAUUGAAAUAUCCAAUCCAAGCGUGCAUCUGAUAAUGCAGACUGGUUCUCAAUGCUUGCACAUGGAUUUUGGUUUCAGCACCGACUUCCACUUUGAUGGAGGUCAUUUGCUUUAG